Messenger RNA from Durotheca rogersii, 1583 nucleotides. RefSeq lists its product as uncharacterized. NCBI's taxonomy places the organism in Eukaryota, Fungi, Ascomycota, Sordariomycetes, Xylariales, Xylariaceae. The transcript has 3 exons. The record is from RefSeq and is a predicted model, not a curated record. The coding region runs from base 153 to 1376 and encodes 407 amino acids.
UGUAACGCCUCUUCUAUAUAUAACAAUAUAAGCCAAAGCACGCCGUCUUACCAACAAUUUCGGUGACUUGCAGCCAACACUGUGGGAAAGCUGACAGUCUAACUCAUUAAGCUAACCAACAGGCCAGCCUCUACAGGCGGAGCUCGUCGUCGAUGUUAAGUAGGCCGUUGUCUUCUUCCCUGUGUACACGUGACCUAGUAUCCGGCACAGAAGCACAUGGGCUAUUAUUAAAUCUCAUGGCCGAAUCUCGCCCAAUGCUAAUUUACCUUUUCAACCCACUUCUGUCCCACCUUCACGCCCACAACGCCUGCGGGCAGUCCAUUGUAACAAUGGCUCCGACCUAUUCCGAGUAUUCUGUCGACGAAGAGAUUGCCAGCUUCUUCUCGAAGACAUCAGCCACUCGCUCAGCAUGUGAUGAUCGAGCAGAGGAACUCGCUGGGGGCAAAGUUGUCCCGGUCCAGGUUCAGGGAGUCUGCAGCUACUCGGUUUACGCCGGACCGGACCUUGAGUACGUUGUCCAGUUCCGGCUCAAGUCACUGGAACUCAAGGCCGAGACUGCCGCGCUAGCGAGGAAGGUCUACGGGUCCCUGGUACCCGAGGUCUCAUUCAAGGGCCAGGUCGGCGACGGGACGGACGGGAAAGAACCCCUCUACGUCUAUUUGAUGAGUCGUGUACGGGGUAUAACUCACCUGGACUUCAUCCUGGCAUACGGUCACCCUGCAAAUUCGCCCGAAAACUUCGAGUGGCGCAAGAAUCUUAUGACAGAUUUGGCACGAUUCUUUGCUCUCUCAUGGAACACACCCCAGCCGGUUGAUCCAGCCUACCGCGAUCGCCUAAGCCAGACAUACGUUAAGGAGCUGGAACUUUUACUCCUCACUCUGCCAGAUCGUUUCCAGCCUAUCAUUCAGAAAUGCAUCGAGUCAAUGGAUGCCAUUCUUUCCUUGCCCAUGGUGCUUCUGCACCGAGAUUUUGGCACCAGCAAUAUCAUGGUCGACGACACAUCCUUUCGCUUGGUCGGAGUCAUUGACUGGGCUGAAGCCGAAAUCUGUCCAUUCGGGCUUAAUCUUCACUCCCUCGAAGCUCUGACCGGGCACCUCCACCUCCGGAAUGGCUGGGCGCGGUACGAGGACUACGAUACCCUGCAGCGAGUGUUUUGGGAUACCUUCAAGCAGGAAGCCAGGGGAUUGUCGGAGGAGAGUCUCCGAGCCAUUGACAUAGCGCGGGUCACUGGGUUACUGCUAUCUCGUGGCUUCACUAGUCGACUGGCGAGCGAGCCAGAGCCUGUGCCCAUUGGCAACGAUGAACGCGGACGCUACAACAUGCUAUCACUAGAUGGAUUCCUCAUAAAUCCAGUCACAAGGUUCCAUGAUAUUUAGUUGAGACGGUGGCUCAACGGUGAUAGACAAUGGAUCGGGGGAUGGGCAUUGAAUUGAUAACUAGAUACGGAAAAGAUGUUGAACACAAGAAUAUAGAGACCAGCCACAAAGGUAGGUAUGAAAUUGGAACGCGACGUAGGUAAUGUGAAUGAUUGAUCUCAUAUUUUAAACUGCCCAUAUCUUAGAUAAUGAAAGGCAUUCAUCAAC